GUUGUAGGAAUUUAAAGGUCUGUGCGGCACUUCGAGAGCAGCACAAUCUUUGCGCGGAGACGAGGAUAAACACAACAAAUCUUAAUUUCAUCUGCUGCUGAGCCUCCCUGUCUGCUGAAAAUGUCUGAGAACAGCGACCGUCUGAGCAGCUUCAAGAACAAAGGCAGAGAUGCCAAUGAGCUUCGCCGCAGGAGGGUGGAGGUGAACGUCGAGCUCCGCAAGGCGAAGAAAGAUGAUCAAAUGUUCAAGAGAAGGAAUGUGGCAGCAUUUCCUGACGAGGCCACUUCCCCUCUUCAGGAGAGGACCCAAAACUGUCAGCAGGCCUCCAGACAGUGGACGGUUGAAGAGAUUCUAGCAGGAGUCAACAGCGGUAAUGUCGAGUCCCAGCUCCAAGCUACACAGGCGGCACGGAAGCUCCUGUCUCGUGACAAGAAUCCUCCCAUCAACCAGAUGAUCAGCGCUGGUCUGAUCCCCAAGUUUGUCGCCUUCCUGGGGAUGGUCGACUCCCCUCCAAUCCAGUUUGAGGCUUCCUGGGCUCUGACCAACAUCGCCUCUGGGACGUCUGAUCAGACAGCUGCAGUUGUGGACGGCGGGGCCAUUCCUGCCUUCAUUAACCUGGUUACAUCCCCCCACCAGCACAUCAGUGAGCAGGCUGUCUGGGCCCUCGGAAACAUUGCUGGUGACGGAUCAUCUCUGAGAGACCGGGUCAUCAAGCAUGGAGCUGUGACUAAUCUGCUCACCCUGCUGGCAGUCCCUGACCUGUCUGUAUUUAGUGAGGGCUACCUGAGAAAUGUCACAUGGACGCUGUCUAACCUCUGCCGCAACAAGAACCCCUCCCCUCCUAUGACCGCGGUCCAGCAGAUUUUACCCGCUCUGAUUCGUCUGCUUCACGUUGAUGACAAGGAGGUGUUGGCUGAUGCGUGUUGGGCUGUGUCAUACCUGACAGAUGGCUCUAAUGACCGCAUUGAGGUGAUAGUGCAGACCGGCCUAAUACCUCGCCUGGUGAAUCUGCUCGGCUUUGAGGAGCUGUCUGUGGUCACCCCUGCGCUGCGUGCCAUCGGCAACAUUGUGACAGGCACAGAUGAGCAGACUCAGGCUGUACUGGAUGGCGGUGCCCUGGCCAUGUUCCCCCAGCUGCUGCGCCACAAAAAGGCCAACAUUCAGAAGGAGGCAGCCUGGACUCUGUCCAACAUCACAGCAGGGAAGGAUACCCAGAUCCAGGAGGUCAUCAACACAGGCCUCGUUCCAUACCUCGUCGAUAUGCUUGUGCGGGGUGAUUACAAAACUCAGAAGGAGGCUGUUUGGGCUGUUACCAACUUCACCAGCGGGGGCACUGUUCAGCAGGUGGUUUACCUGGUUCAAGCCAACGUGCUGGAGCCUCUUCUGGAUCUCCUCUCCUCUAAGGACAGCAAAACUGUCCUCGUCAUCCUGGACGCCAUCACCAACAUCUUCAUGGCCGGGGAUAAAAUCGGGGAGUCAGACAAGCUGAGUCUAAUGGUUGAAGAAUGCGGCGGACUGGACAAGAUUGAGGCUCUGCAGUCUCAUGAGAACGAGAUGAUCUACAAAGCAUCCCUCAACCUGAUUGAGAAAUACUUCUCUGAUGAGGAGGAGGUGGUGCAGUGUGUGGCCCCCGAGGCGACCACCAACAGUUACGCCUUCCAAGUCGGAGAAGGCCAGAGCACUUUCAAUUUCUAAAUGACUGUCUAAUACCUCUCCUCAUCUUUACUGUACCCUCACUGCUACUGUCUGUCCUUUGUUCAUGUGAUCGUAGAGUUCUGUGGUUUUUGUAUGUACUGUACAUACUGUUUUAAUAUGACAAAACAUGGUUGUAAAUAAAGUUGUCAGAUCAUG
This is a messenger RNA of Epinephelus moara (kelp grouper), 1851 nucleotides long. It is a transcript of the gene kpna2, whose product is annotated as karyopherin alpha 2 (RAG cohort 1, importin alpha 1). Gene Ontology annotation, biological process: NLS-bearing protein import into nucleus. Gene Ontology annotation, molecular function: protein binding; nuclear import signal receptor activity. The transcript has 11 exons. The record is from RefSeq and is a predicted model, not a curated record. Bases 121 to 1695 code for a protein of 524 amino acids. Gene Ontology annotation, cellular component: nucleus; cytoplasm. NCBI's taxonomy places the organism in Eukaryota, Metazoa, Chordata, Actinopteri, Perciformes, Serranidae.